Molecule: messenger RNA, 924 nt
Organism: Neopelma chrysocephalum (saffron-crested tyrant-manakin)
Lineage: Eukaryota; Metazoa; Chordata; Aves; Passeriformes; Pipridae
Product: zinc finger protein 239-like
Exons: 1
Source: RefSeq, a predicted model, not a curated record
GGCCCCGAGCUGAGGACGGAGAGCCCGGAGGACAAAUCCCCCUGUGAGAAGCUGGUGGGAGAGGCCGUUUUGAAGGGCUCCACGGUGCAGGAAGGCAACAGGGAGGAAAAGGGCCGGAGAUCCCCCCACAGGAGGGGCUCCAAAGCCAGCCCAGGGUGCUCUGAGGAGGAAAGACCCAACCUGUGCCGGGAAAGCGGCUGGAGCUUGAGGCAGAGCUCUGACCUGGUGGUCCCUGAGCAGCCUCCCAGCAGGCAGAAGCCCUUCAAGUGCUUGGAAUGUGGGAAGAGCUUCAGGAAGAGCUCCCACCUCCUCAGCCACCAGCGCAUCCACACUGGGGAACGUCCCUACACGUGUGGGGAAUGUGGGAAGAGCUUCAGCCAGAAGUCCCACCUGAUCCGACACCAGCAUAUCCACCGUGAGGAACGGCCCUACUCGUGUGGGGAAUGUGGGAAGAGCUUCAAGCACAACUCCACCCUCCUCACCCACCAGCGCAUCCACACUGGGGAACGGCCCUACAAGUGUGGGGAAUGUGGGAAGAGCUUCAGGAGCAGCUCCGACCUUCAUGCCCACCAGCGCAUACACACAGGGGCACGUCCCUACACAUGUGGAGAAUGUGGGAAGAGCUUCAUGAACAGCUCCCAUCUCCAUGCUCACCAGCGCGUCCACACUGGGGAACGGCUCUACAUGUGCUUGGAAUGUGGGAAGAGAUUUCAGACCAGCUCACAUCUCCUCCUGCACCAGCGGACACACACGGAUGAGAGGCCCUUCCGCUGCACCGACUGUGGGAAGAGCUUCAACCGGAACUCCACCCUCAUCACCCACCGGCGCAUCCACACCGGAGAGAGGCCCUACAAGUGUGGGGAGUGUGGGAGGAGCUUCACCCAGAGCUGUAACUUGACCCAACACCAACGGACCCACCAGUAA